GCCUUCUUGAUACGGCCCAUGAGAUCAGACAGAUGGACAAUCUACUCGUUGAGGAGGUAGGCACAAAAGACGUCAGAAGAUCUAUGAACCAGACAGCUGGAAAUGCCAUGGAAUCGUUUAGAAAUAAAGGAAGCACUCACAGCCAAGGUGAAGACAUCUGGCACAGUACCUCCCUGUGUAGACUACAACGGGGACGUGGAUAAACUCUACCAGGAGAACCAGCAGUUCCAGGAGAGGAUACUCAAGUAUCAUGACCAGAUGAAUGCAGCUCAAGUCAGCUUUGAAGAAAUGAAAAGAAUCAAUGAAGAGAAGUACAAUUCUUUGUUGGAGAGACACAAAGGCCAGAUCCUACAAGCAAGCAACCUACAGAGGGAGCUACGAUCAUUAGAGACAGCCUUCCGCGAGGAGAUUAAGAAGAGAGAUGCAAAGCUGAGAAACAUGAGGAUGAACCAAGUAGAGCAAGAGCGUAAUCAACAAGUUCUUGUUUCAAGACUCAACAGCGUUGAAGAGGAGCCCCGUCUGACCCUGAAGAAGCCUAACGUUGAGCAGAUGAGGAUGAAAGUCAGCGAUCAACUCAAAAAUCUAACCAUGCUGGAAGAUGCCUUCAAAGAAAACAAAAUAUCACAAGAACUACACGCAAUAACUGUUAAUAUCAUCAACCAAACUAUGGAGGUACCUGAGAUCAGGCUAAGAAGCCUCUUUGAGAGAUAUAUCACAUUCAGGAGACUACAGGAACAGAAAGAGGAAUUAUCUGAAAAGAUAAAAGAUACCAAGGCUGGAGAUACAGAGAAAGACAAACGACUCACUACCUACCUAGAGAGGAUGGGCAAACGAAUGAAUGCGAGUAUCGAUAAAUGGAGGGAUAAGAGAGAAUCUCUGAAGCAACAGAGAACAGAGCUAUAUGAACAGAUGUUGGCCAUCUUUGAUGCAGUAACACAGGAAGCCGGUAUCAGUAUGAUCCGUCCCAGGACAGCUACCUUCAAACCUUACAAGCCUCCGAGCAGACGACGGAAGUCCAAGAUACAGCCUAGCGGUAUUCAUAUGGACCUAUCUGGUAGUAUGGCAAAAGAGUCUGUCAUUGGGACCAGUAUGGCCCUAUUGGGAGAAACUGGACCAUUCUGGAGGAUGCCUGCCAACUGGGAAGCAACAACUGCUGUGGUGACCGUCCCUAAGAUGCUGGAUAUGGAUGUCAAUACAAGACGCAAGACAGCUCAGGAUGUUUUAUUGAGACUUGGCAAGGGCGAUGACUCUCGUAACAUCAACGCUCCAAGAAUCAAUAGAGAAGCAACCUUACCUCCUAUUGCCUCCCUCUUUCCUCCAAUCUCUAAGUAAUGUGUAUGGCCUGAACUCUACUAUAUACUCAGAAUAUUUGUACUUUUAUACAAUGAUUCUUGCAUCACAAUUGCAUUGCUGUAUUUAAUUUGAGAAUAGUAUUUUAUUAAGCUAUGGAGGAUAUAGGUCUAUUGGCCAACUUAUAAAAAGUUAUAAAAGUGCAAUACAACUAGGUGCUGUAAAAGGUUUUUAUGAAUUAUUUUGUACUAAGAAUUCAAAACAGAGAGUGAAAAACAUGAAAUCCAUGUAGUUUUACUAAUAUUGAAGUGAUUUUAAAUUCAUUGCACACAAUCAAACCUUUUUGUGGUUCAAGAGAAAGAUGCAUGUUUCUUUUGAGAUCAAUUACAGUUUAAUGUUGAUGUUUUAAAAAAUACAUUUAUUAUAAUA
This is a messenger RNA of Strongylocentrotus purpuratus (purple sea urchin), 1719 nucleotides long. RefSeq names its product leucine zipper protein 1. The record is from RefSeq and is a predicted model, not a curated record. The transcript has 13 exons. The coding region runs from base 103 to 1332 and encodes 409 amino acids. NCBI's taxonomy places the organism in Eukaryota, Metazoa, Echinodermata, Echinoidea, Camarodonta, Strongylocentrotidae.